AUGCCUUCCAACUCGUACCCUGAGCUCGGCGACGCCAACCAACAACUGCCGUCGUUUUACUCGCCGCUCCCGUCCCCCGCAGAUGCUCCCACGAGGAACCGCCCUGAUCAGCGUCUUCACGAACCGCUCGAUGAGCUAUCCCUCACCCACAGCGCCGACCCGCGUGCCACAGUCCCCGACGCCAAUGCGACGCAACCGCCUCCGCCGUCGCUGCUCUCCCCCGCCUUCACCCCGCCGCAAACCCCCGGGACACAAACCCCAACGACGGCCGCACCACGCGGUGUUCCCGUUGACAGCUCAAUCCCCAACGGAGGAUGCGGCAACAAGCGACCCAAGCUGCUCCAGGCGUUGCCCGAGGUGCAAUGCAUCGUCCGCGCACGCAUCCCGACCGUCUCCGGCACCGAAAUGUUCCUGCAUCUCUACACCAACAACGUAGACAACAAGGAGCACCUGGCCAUCGUCUUUGGCAAACACAUCCGAAGCAAGAGCCUAGACGCCCCUCGUCAGGGCGAGACAGAAAUGGACCGCAUGAUUCGCGGCGCCUAUACCGGCAGAUUGUACCCCGGCCGAACGACAAGUGGCAUCGAGGCCGCGCAACACCGACCUGCCACUCCGUCCUCGUCGUCCAACUCCGCCUCUGCCACCCAGCCGCCAUUGGUGCGCAUCCACUCGGAAUGCUACACGGGGGAGACGGCCUGGUCCGCGCGGUGUGACUGUGGCGAGCAACUCGACGAAGCCGCUCGACUGAUGGGUCUUCCGGGCCAUUCCUCCGGCGGCAUCAUCGUCUACUUGCGCCAGGAGGGACGCGGCAUCGGCCUCGGCGAAAAAUUAAAGGCGUAUAAUCUGCAGGAUCUGGGGUCGGAUACCGUAGAGGCCAACCUGCUGCUACGACACCCUGCCGACGCGCGGAGCUACGGACUGGCUACGGCCAUGCUGCUGGAUCUCGGGCAAACCGAAAUCAAACUGUUGACAAAUAACCCGGAUAAAAUCAGGGCAGUCGAAGGUCCCAACAGGGAGGUUGUGGUCAGGGAAAGAGUUGCCAUGGUGCCAUUGAGCUGGAAAGGUAAGAAGGGCUUUCAAAGUGACGAAGUGCAGGGCUAUCUCAAGACAAAGAUAGAAAAGAUGGGACACAUGCUAAGUAUGGAUGGGUCGUAG
This is a messenger RNA of Ustilaginoidea virens, 1155 nucleotides long. RefSeq lists its product as uncharacterized. Gene Ontology annotation, molecular function: GTP cyclohydrolase II activity. Bases 1 to 1155 code for a protein of 384 amino acids. The record is from RefSeq and is a predicted model, not a curated record. The transcript has 2 exons. Gene Ontology annotation, biological process: riboflavin biosynthetic process. NCBI's taxonomy places the organism in Eukaryota, Fungi, Ascomycota, Sordariomycetes, Hypocreales, Clavicipitaceae.